CUUCCGCUUUCCCGCGGUACUGGGCCUGGCCCGAGCCUGACUUCGCCGGCAGCCUCCGGGAGCCCGGGGCCCUCCGGGCCGGCAGGAUGUGGCUGAGCCCGGAGGAGGUGCUGGUGGCGAACGCGCUGUGGGUGACGGAACGCGCCAACCCCUUCUUCCUGCUGCAGCGGCGCCGCGGCCACGGCAAGGGCGGCGGCCUCACGGGUCUUCUUGUGGGAACGCUGGAUGUUGUCUUGGAUUCCAGUGCCAGAGUCGCCCCUUAUCGAAUCCUUCACCAGACUCAGGACUCACAGAUCUAUUGGGCCGUUGCUUGUGGUUCUUCCCGUAAGGAGAUCACAAAACAUUGGGAAUGGCUGGAAAGUAACUUGCUACAGACAUUAUCCAUCUUUGAGAAUGAAGAAGACAUCACUACUUUUGUCAAAGGCAAAAUACAUGGCAUCAUUGCUGAAGAGAACAAGAACCUGCAGCCUCAGGGAGAUGAGGAUCCAGGAAAAUUCAAAGAAGCAGAACUGAAGAUGCGGAAACAGUUUGGAAUGCCCGAAGUGGAGAAGCUGGUCAAUUACUAUUCCUGCAGCUACUGGAAAGGACGUGUGCCCAGACAGGGGUGGUUGUACCUGACGGUCAAUCACCUUUGUUUCUACUCCUUCCUUUUGGGCAAAGAAGUAACCCUGGUAGUCCAGUGGGUGGAUGUAACUGAAUUGGAGAAGAAUGCCACCCUUCUAUUCCCUGAGUGCAUCAAAGUUAACACCAGGGACAAGGAGCUGUACUUCUCCAUGUUCCUCAACAUCAAUGAGACUUUCAAGCUUAUGGAACAGUUGGCCAACAUUGCCAUGCGUCAACUGCUAGACAACGAAGGCUUCCUGGAGGACAAGUCCCUCCCCAAGCCUGUUAGGCCUCUCAAAAACAUCUCAGCCUUAAAAAGAGAUCUGGAUGCCAGAGCCAAAAAUGAAUGCUACCGAGCAACUUUCCGGUUGCCAAAGGAUGAACGGCUAGAUGGACAUACUGACUGUACUUUGUGGACCCCAUUCAAUAAGAUGCAUAUCCCUGGCCAGAUGUUCAUCUCCAACAAUUAUAUUUGCUUUGCCAGCAAAGAAGAGGAGGCAUGUUACCUCAUAAUUCCACUGAGAGAGGUGACAGUGGUUGAAAAAGCUGACAGUUCCAGUGUGUUACCUAGCCCACUGUCAAUUAGCACAAAAAGUAAAAUGACCUUCUUGUUCGCCAAUCUGAAGGACCGAGACUUUUUGGUCCAAAGAAUCUCUGAUUUCCUUCAGAAAACAUCAGCUAAGAAGACACAUGGAAACAGAGAGAAGGCUGGGGUCAUGGACCCAGCACAGGAGGAAACUUUUUUUUAACCUGCUCUAUCUUUUUCUCAGGAAGGCAAUGAUCUACCUGCCAGCCCAUCCUCCACCCUUAGCAGUUCCCUGACCUCCUUCUUAGAAGAGGCUCCAACUGCUUCUCAUGGACUUCUCAAACUUUUUCAAAAAAACUCAUCCAUAGAGUUUCUUGGACCCAAGGGGGCAAAGGAGAAGAUGAAAGAAGAAUCUUGGAAUAUUCAUUUCUUUGAGUAUGGACGUGGCAUGUGCAUGUAUCGUACAGCAAAGACCCGGGAGCUGGUCUUAAAAGGCAUUCCUGAAAGCCUCCGGGGAGAACUCUGGCUUCUGUUCUCAGGAGCAUGGAAUGAGAUGGUGACCCACCCCGGAUACUACUCUGAGCUGGUGGAGAAAUCUAUGGGCAAGCAAAGUGUUGCUGCUGAAGAAAUUGAGCGAGAUCUGCACCGUUCCAUGCCUGAGCAUCCAGCCUUCCAGAAUGCAAUGGGCAUUGCUGCCCUCCGGCGAGUGCUAACAGCUUAUGCUUACCGAAACCCAACUAUUGGAUACUGCCAGGCCAUGAACAUUGUGACGUCAGUGCUUCUUCUGUACGGCAAUGAGGAAGAGGCUUUCUGGCUGCUGGUGGCACUCUGUGAGCGGAUGCUGCCUGACUACUACAACACCAGGGUGGUAGGUGCCCUUGUAGACCAAGGCAUCUUCGAAGAACUCACAAGAGAAUUCUUGCCUCAACUCUCAGAGAAGAUGCAAGACCUUGGGGUUAUUUCAACCAUCUCGCUCUCCUGGUUCCUUACUCUCUUCCUCAGUGUCAUGCCCUUUGAAAGUGCUGUGGUCAUUGUCGACUGUUUCUUCUAUGAGGGGAUCAAGCUCAUUUUGCAGGUUUCCUUGGCCAUCCUUGAUGCCAACAUGGAGCAACUAUUGAAUUGCAAUGAUGAAGGUGAAGCCAUGACAGUUCUGGGCAGAUACCUGGAUAAUGUGGUGAAUAAGCAGAGUGUUUCUCCACCUAUCCCACACCUACAUGCCUUACUUACCAGUGGGGACGAGCCUCCUCCUGAAAUCGAUAUUUUUGAACUCCUUAAAACAUCCUAUGAGAAAUUUAGCAGUUUAAGGGCAGAUGACAUUGAACAGAUGCGAUUCAAGCAAAGACUAAAAGUCAUCCAGUCCUUGGAGGACACAGCCAAGAGGAGUGUGGUCCGAGCUAUAUCUAGUGACAUUGGCUUUUCCAUGGAAGAGUUAGAAGAGCUUUACAUGGUGUUUAAGGCCAAAUACCUGAUGAGCUGUUACUGGGGAAAUAACCGCAUGUCAGCCAUUCGCAGGGACCAGAGCCUCCCCUAUCUGGAACAGUACAGAAUUGAUGGGAACCAAUUCAGGGAUCUCUUCGUCAGCCUGACCCCCUGGGCCUGUGGCUCUCAUACCCCAGUGCUGGCAGGGCGGAUGUUCAGACUUCUAGAUGAAAACAAAGACUCUCUCAUCAACUUCAAGGAGUUUGUGACAGGGAUGAGUGGGAUGUAUCAUGGGGACCUGACAGAGAAGCUUAAAGUUCUUUACAAGCUCCAUCUUCCUCCAGCUCUGAGCACAGAGGAAGCUGAGUCAGCUCUGGAGGCAGCACACUACUUCCCAGAAGACCUCUCUACAGAAGUAUCUCCUUUUGUCUCAGAUCUGGAUCUCUUCCUGCACUGUGAGACUCCAGCAGCAUCUCCUGAAGAGAAAGAAGGAAGUAGAAAUGGAGACUUCAAAGAGAAAAGAGAAGAGAAGGGGGCCAACUCCCCAGACUAUAGGUACUACCUUCAAAUGUGGGCCAGUGAGAAAGAGUCCAAGAAAGAAACUAUUAAGGAUCUUCCCAAAAUGAGCCAGGAGCAAUUUAUUGAAUUGUGCAAGACCCUUUAUAAUAUGUUCAGUGAGGACCCAGUGGAGCAGGAGCUGUAUCAUGCCAUCGCCACUGUGGCCAGCCUGCUUCUUCGAAUUGGAGAGGUUGGCAAGAAAUUCUCCAGCCGGCCCCCAAAAAAAACAGAAGGCCACUCAGCCAGCAAUGAACAGGACUUGACAAGUGAGGAAGAGUCCCUCCCAUCCGAACCCAGGCACAGCUCAGCUGGGGAGCAGCAUUCCUCUAUGGACCCAGAACACAAAGCUGGGGGAGACAUGCAGUCUGGAAAGACACUUCGGGAGAGCCAGCUUGUGAGUGAGGAGGGGCGAGGAGAAGGACGAGGGUCUCCCUCCCAGCCCUUGUCAGACGAUGAGACCAAAGACGACAUGUCCAUGUCUUCCUAUUCUAUGGUGAGCACCAGCUCCCUGCAGUGCGAAGACAUUGCUGAUGACACUGUGCUGGUAGGCUGUGAGGCGGGCAGUCCUGCCUCUAGGUAUGGCAGCACCAUUGAUACCGAUUGGUCCAUAUCCUUUGAGCAGAUCUUGGCUUCCAUACUUACAGAGACUGCGCUGGUGAACUUCUUUGAAAAAAAGGCAGAUAUUGGCCUGAAGAUCAAGGAACAGAAGAAGAUGGAAAGGCAGUUCAGCUCCUCCAGUGACUAUGAACUCUCCUCCAUUUCAGGCUGACCCUCAUGCGAAUGAACAAACAGUAAGGGUUUAGAAGGUAACUGGGUAAGAAUUGGACCAUUGUGGCACACAAGGUGAGAGGAUUUUUUUUUUUUAUUUUAACAAACAAGCCUAGAAUUCUCUACAACAUCAGUGACAGGCAUAAUUACAAAGGCAGGGGUUUUCCCAAAUGGCUAUUGAAUAUAGACACCUUGCUUCUCUGGCCAAAAUUGUUUGGGGCCAUGGAAGAGCAAAACUGUUGUAAUCUUACUGCUCUCAGAAACUCCUGGUGCCACACAGUAAGUUAUGCACGUCUGCCUCUGCUUGUCUAAUUUUCAGGAGUUAUUAUUAAAGCAGUGUUUGUUUGGGGGGCAGCUGCCCUCUACACCACACCCGGCCUUCAUAGGUUCCUGGGUGAUUUUGCACAGAAGACAUAGCUUAACAGGAAACCCGUCCCCUCCUGUGACCACCUGCCCGUAAGCUGCCACCCAGUAUAAAUGCCACAGGGCCCUCCUGGCCUCUGAGGGCAGACUCACUCCCAGGACCACUGCUGCACCCAGCCAGCUUGCUCUAGUUCAUGUGACCCUCUGCUCCUCGUCAUCCUUUCGGUCUUUGGUUCCCUGGCCUCAGUGACCUACGGGCGCAGCUCCAGCUGGGCUCUCCCUUAGCCUUUUGCCAGGAAAUAGUCUUUGUUUUAACCCUUCAUGUGUGAGUCAGGUGCUAAAAUCAUCCGUCCCUUCGGGUGGUGCUGUAGGGAGGGCAGUGCUCACUGAGGUCCAAGCCAGGAGGGAUGAUGGAGAGGAAUUUCUUAAAGCAGGCCUCUGACCUGGGGAGAGGAGCAGAUGUAAUUACUGCUGCUUUCCUUAUUAGCCAUUUCCUGCUCUUCACUAUUAACAUUUAGAAGCGCACCAGAUAUUUCUUGGCAUAUCUUAUUUUAGUCAUUUAAGUUUGCUUAAAAGUGAAUCACUGUUCAGUGCCUACCUUAUAAAAUGCCCUGAAAGGAAAGUGCUGUCCCUCCCAGCAUGUGGCCCAGAAGCGUCAGCAGCUUCCAGACAUCCAAAGAGGUGGUUUCUCCAGAGCUGUUGGGAGCAGAGCCUAGGGCAGAAGGAAUCUCUUCCCUGGAGACCCCUCUAGGGCAGAGGGAGGUACCGCAGAUAGCUGAUGUGGGUUUAGAAGGAGGGGCCGUGUGAUCCCCCUCACACAGCUCCUGCUCAGCUCCUCAGACCCUAGCUAAGACUUGGUGCUCUCCCUCACUUGGAAGAAAGGGACAGACCAGGAAAGUCUGUUCUCCUUCCUACAGAGCCAGGCAAGGAUAGGGAGAAGGAGGGAGGGAAGAGGCUGUGUUCUGGUUGAGCCCACUACAAAAGGUACCCAUGGGAGGAAGUUUUGGAAGGCAAGAAAAAAGUGUUCAGUGUGAGGCCCUCCAUGGCCUUUCCCCUGAGAGGGAUGCCUCCCCUAGGUGUCCUUGGCUUCUUCCUUCUGCCUUCUCAGCUAUGGCCAGAAACCCUCCUGCUUUUUACUAAAUGUUGUAACUUAUUGUAAUUGAUUUUAAAAUAAAAAUACUCUACAUGAACUUA
This is a messenger RNA of Gracilinanus agilis (Agile Gracile Mouse Opossum), 5431 nucleotides long. RefSeq names its product TBC1 domain family member 9B (gene TBC1D9B). The record is from RefSeq and is a predicted model, not a curated record. The transcript is spliced from 22 exons. Lineage: Eukaryota; Metazoa; Chordata; Mammalia; Didelphimorphia; Didelphidae. Gene Ontology annotation, molecular function: calcium ion binding.